AUGAGCAACCCUUUAGCAGGGCCCUCAUCAAAAGCGAAAGCGGGAUCUUCCCAGCCAUCUGAAGCUUCCUUUAAGCGCAAGCGUGGAAUGUUUCAGAAAGAUUUGCAGCACAUGAUGUACGGCUUCGGGGAUGAUCCAAAUCCGCUUCCCGAAACUGUGGCUCUUGUGGAAGACAUUGUUGUGGAGUACGUCACAGACAUGGUCCACAAAGCUCAGAAUAUAGCAUCUAAGAGAGGGAAGCUUCUAACUGAAGACUUUUUGUUUUUAAUCCGAAAGGACCCGCCCAAGCUUAAUAGGUGUACAGAGUUGUUGUCUAUGAAUGAAGAGUUGAAACAAGCAAGAAAAGCCUUUGAGGUUGACGAAGACAAAUUGCAAUCUGGUGAUUAG
This is a messenger RNA of Oldenlandia corymbosa var. corymbosa, 387 nucleotides long. Lineage: Eukaryota; Viridiplantae; Streptophyta; Magnoliopsida; Gentianales; Rubiaceae. The record is from the annotation of a GenBank genome assembly.